AGUGAAUCUUCUGCCCUGUUCUCGAAGCUAGGCAGCUCUUUUUUCGGAGCCACCGGCUCACCCCAAAAAGUUGUAACCAACAUCCGUGGAUUCCUGUCGAAUCGGCUAACUGGAGUUUCCAUCCCUGAUACAGGAUGGAAAGAUUCUAUUCUUUCGCUACAGAAGAAAUGGAUGUCAACGACGGAAGCUACCGACGAGUAUGGGUUCCCGGAGAUGCUGCCCAAGGUACCGGUUCCAACGCUGGAUCAAACCAUGAACGAGUAUCUCCGGGUGCUCCAGCCCAUCACAACACCACAACAGUUGGAACGGACACGAAUGCUCACUAAACAAUUCACUGCACCGAAUGGACUGGGAACGACGCUGCAGCAGUACCUGCUGGACAAACGGGAAGCCGAGGAUAACUGGGCCUACUACUACUGGCUGAACGAUAUGUACAUGGACAACCCCUUACCGUUGCCGAUCAACUCCAACCCCGGUAUGGUGCUGCCACCUCGAAAGUUUACCACCGUCAACGAUGUGGCUCGUUUUUCGGCGAAGUUGAUCGACAAUCUGAUGGUUCACAAGGAGAUGCUCGAUAGCGGAAAUCUUGUCCAGGAGAGGGCAACUUCUCGUGAAAAGGGUCAACCCUUGUGCAUGGCGCAGUAUUAUCGGCUUCUUGGAUCCUGCAGACGACCGGGUGAGAAUCAAGAUAGCCAAUAUUUGCCCGAAAAGAGGACCGAUGAGCAUGUGAUUAUUUUCUGCAGAAAUCAAAUGUACUGUCUUCCGGUUAAGGCUGGUGACCGUGGUCGUUUAACCGAAGAUGAAAUUGCAUCGCAGCUCUUGUACAUUCUCAAUGAUGCACCAUGUUUGGCUCGGAAAGCCCCACGCAUUGGUAUUCUGACGGCGGAGUCGCGCCGCCAAUGGGCUCUAGAUCGAAAGAUGCUACUUCUGGAGGAGCAAAAUGCCCGGAACAUCGAACUGAUUGAGCAGGCAUUGGUACAGGUCUGUAUCGAUGAACCAAUCCCGCUGACGUUCAACGCUCGUGGAUUCAACGGGUCACCGGCCGGGGCUCACUAUUGCGGAGGACGGGAUGAAAGCAACAUGGCCCACGAAAUGAUUCACGGGGGAGGCAGCGAAUACAAUUCCGGGAAUCGCUGGUUUGACAAAACGAUGCAAUUAAUCGUUUGCAACGAUGGCAGCUGGGGCUUAUGCUAUGAGCACUCUCCUUCCGAAGGUAUUGCCGUAGUUCAACUGCUAGAAGGGAUUGUUAAGAAAAUAGACGAGGCUCCCAAUACGGAAGACAAUGGGCCGCAGCACCAUCUACCACCACCGGAGAGACUCGAAUGGAUUGUUCGACCGGAAAUUGACCAAAGAAUCCGGGACGCUGCUAAGAGUGUUGAUAAGAGCAUAGAGAAUUUAGACUUUUAUGUUUAUCGAUACAAACCGUUCGGUAAGAACUUCAUCAAAGCUUGUCAAGUUAGUCCGGAUGUUUUCAUUCAACUAUCGUUACAACUAGCCUAUUACAAGCUUUACGGUCAUUUGGUCAGUACGUACGAAAGUGCUUCAACCAGAAGAUUCCUGUUGGGUCGCGUGGACUGCAUUCGGUCGGCCAGCAUGGAAGCGCUGGAAUGGGCCAAAGCAAUGUGCCAGGGAGAAGGUGCUAAUGUGGCGCUCGAAAGUGACAAAGAAGAGGACUACGGUGGCGAAGGAAGCGACGCGAAAAAAGUAACUUUCAGUAUUUACAGUCGAGAUCAUUUGAGAGAACUGUUCCGAUGUGCUGCGGCACGUCAAACCGAGGUUAUGGUGCAGAACAUUCUGGGACAUGGUGUAGACAUCCAUCUGCUAGGUCUUCGCGAGGCCUGUAAAGAAAAGGAAGGCAGUCUCCACGAAUUAUUCACGGAUGAAGGUUACAAAAUUGCGAACUGUUUCCUACUUUCGACCAGUCAGGUCGCCUGCUCAACUAACAGCUUCAUGGGUUACGGUCCAGUUACGCCACAUGGUUAUGGAGCCUCAUAUAAUCCUCAUCCGAACGAGAUCAUCUUCUGCAUUUCGGCAUUCUUCUCGUCGGAUAAAACAAGCGCAUCGAGAUUUGCCCGGUCGCUUCAGGACUCGCUCGACUCCAUGCGGGAUCUGCUGUCAUAAGCUCUAUAUAUACAUAUAGGUGGCCUUACCGCACAUGAUUUGCGAAAAUGAAAACAACCAAUGAAAACUUAUACAUAUCAAUAUCUACAAGAUAGUCGUCGAAACAACUCAAACAUAUCAAUUAGUUGGAAAUCUGUAGCAGAUUUAUUUAAAACUGUUAAAUACCCUACUGUCACCGUUGCAACCCUGUUGGAUAGGUUGGGCAACAUUUCAACGGAAGCUGAUUGAUCGAUUGAGUUUAAAUUUGUCGAUGGUGGUCCAAAAGCAGCUUUUGAGAAAAGUCGUGUUUUCACACUUCUUUCCCAAACUACCCUACAACAAUAAACAAAAAUCAUUAUGUUUAACUGUAGCUACACAUCAUGAUUUUUUCUACUCAUAUUUGGGUAGAUAAUUUGUUCCCCUAAUUCUCAUGUUUCAAUGGUUACAGGAUCGGCAUCACACCUUCAGUCCGAGUGGGUCGUAAGCAUAGCGUGAGGGGUCUAUUAGCAAGGAUUCGUCGCAUUAUUACAAUACACACUCUUGCAAUACAUUCACAUUAAAUCACAUGCCGUGCUUUUGUACUGAUGAAAUUAUGGUACAUAGAUGUUUUCAAAUGUGCACAGUGUCAAUUUUUUAAUUGUUCCAAAAAUGUUUUGAGUGGGUAAUUAUCCACUCGGUUAUUUACUACCCACAUUAUCCAUCGGCUUUAAACGGCUACAUUACAAAGCAAAACAAAAACCAACAAUGGUAACCACUCAGGCAAAUUAGAGAAAACUCUCGAAUGAAAUUAUUAUUCUAGAGUUUUCUAUUUUUUGUGGUUAUCUGACACGGUUCAACGCGUUACUAACUGAGCCGUGGAUCUUAUGUUGGAAGGAAAUAACAUUGCAUCUCACUACCGUCGUUGGGCCUUAUUGACGCAGUUUACUGCUGAUCUUCUUUCUUGGCGGUGAAACUGCGUUAUUCGCAGCCUUGCACUGUGGAUCAAUCUGUUUCUUGUCCUUAUUGAUCGCUAUGUCUUGUCCUUUAUCGCUAUUUUGAAUGUGUCCUCUUCGGUGUUUUCUUAUUUAUUGGUGGUACUGGUUGUUGGCUUCGAGACAUCAGUCACAGUGGUUGUUGAGUGAAUAUUUGUUCCUGUCAGAUCUGAAAAUGUGGAUUUUACAGCCGUUUGUGAUUUAGCAUAAGAUGAUUGUGUGCUGUUUUUGAUUGUAGUAGGCAGACUUUCCUUAACUGAAAGACCAAAACUGCUUAGGAUUUGGCUUCUGGUUCGAUUGGGUUUCCGCUACGUGUCUUGAAUAGAGAAAGCGAUUAUAUGUCUUGUAACUGCCAAAACACAGCUACUCGCAAUCUUUUCAGUUUACGUAGUUGACGAAUGGACCAUAUUGGUUUUGGUCGGGGACUUGGUGCGGGAACAUGCAUUAUGAAAAGCUGUUUCAGGACCAGUGAAAGUUUUUCUACGGCAACAUCUACAUCGAUCGCGGAAUUCAACAAAGUCAAUUGCCUGCAGUGGGUUUUGAAGCCUAGAGAAAUCAGUUUUCGAAAAAAUGAGCUUCUGACAUGCAGUGUUUCAUUAUAAACAAUCAAUUAAGAACAAAUCUACGUUACUAGAAGAGGAGGAUGACGUGCGUCACAAGCAACUAACAGCUCAAUGGCUUCUGGAAUGGCGCAGUUAAUAGAAGCUUCUUCAUUUACGAAACGGAGAUUCAGGGUUUAAUUUCGUCUGUUAUUUACUGUACACAUUUGUAGCAUGUUCAAUAUAGACAUUCCGUCCAGUGAGGCAGUACUCGAUCUCGAAAAUAUUGAUUCAGAAGGGUCUGGGAAGGCAUAACCGGAAGAGGUACUUUUCCAAAGCAGUCCAGGUUGGUUAUAAUCACCAAACCGUAGAGGGGCCGUGUUGGGUUGAAUGGAAGUUGUGAUGUCAAGUGAUGAAUCUAUUUGCUUCUGAAUGAUGUCUUUAUCACUUCCGGAGUCAGGGGAAUAAUCACCCACAUAAAUAUUAGUAUCGCGACCGCGAAUAUCUACCCACAGUUGUUCGAGAUCAGUACUAUCAGUUUUAUGCUUGGACGAGAGCCGGAUGCAUACUGCGAUAAGCACACCGCCACCUAGUUUUUCACUGUACUGUCGUCUAGAUCGUGAUCGUUACGGUAAACCGUUUACUUUGAGCCGUAUAAUUGAUGAAUGAAUUGAUUUGAUAAUUCAGCCACGUUUUGGUUUGGACAAUAACAUCAUAUUCGACCUUUGAAACAGCGAUGAACAACUCGUCAAUUUUGGUGCGUAGUCCUCUCAUGUUCUGAUAAUAGAUGCUAAGAUGUUCCUGCAAGUAAUGUCCUGGUUGAACGGUAGAAAGGUGAGUGGCGGUGGUGGUAGCGUCCACCUGUAAUAAGGGUGGGUUUUCAUCGGGGGCAGCAUCUGUAUGUCCUACUUCGGAAAAUAUUAUUAAUAUUCAGAUUAUGAAAAAUGUGUAAGAUACUAAGUUUGUAGUAGUUGACCGUUUAGGCUCGAAGCUAUAUUCGGUCUCCGAUAUGUAGCUAGUGCAAUUAUAAGAGUGCGAAUAGCUUAGACACAGUACAUAACUCAGCUAUUGUGCAAUAGUUCAAAAUAACGCUUUUGUGACACUAUGGAAAUGUAUGAUUUUUCCAUAGGUCAGGGAAACUUCCUAGUGAAAUGUAACAGCAUUGAAACUGAAGCUGGAGACUAACUGAGCAUUUUUUUAGUACGAUAGAUGGAAUUCAAUCGGGCCCUGGACUGUACGACGACUUCAGCAUAAAGAAGUUACAUAUUUCGAGCGGAGUUGUUGCUUGAACCCCAUCGAGUGACAUAUAAGAUGGCAAAUCAGCUUUCUUCAGAGAAGUCCAUUCGGCUGACGACGGACAAAACAGUCAUACGGGAAGCUGUAGUGUUUGUAGUCAGAGGGUUGGAUACUGGCACGUCAACUCUCGAUAUUUUAUCAGGGCAUGACAAAGAAUGUCUGGAAAUAUGGAGGCUGUUUAUUGUUAUCGUUAAAGGACACUUCGUAGAGGUUGCUGAUGUUAAAUUGCAGAUUGUCAAGAAUCUCAAGAAAAGGGACACCAUCGUUGUUUAUUCUAUCCGCGUUAUAGCGAGAUCCGGAAUGUCAGCUUGGUUUCGUACAUUGUUGGGAUCACAUACGACAGAGAAUCUGCAUUUUAUGCGACAAACCACCAAUCAGUUUUAAGGCGGUGUUCGUGCGUUGCAAACAGGGGCGGGUCCAGAAAAAAAAUUCGGGAAGGGUCUGAAACCUCGAUUUUGAAAUGAACAUUGUACAAUUCGUAAUACAUAAUAACCUUAUUUAAUGAUUAUCAGUUUAGUUGGUCAAAUUUGGUUUGGAGUGAUUUUGAGUUUAAAACUAAUAUACAAUUUAAACUAACUCAAAAUUUCUCAACAAAUAAAAAAAUUUCGGAGGGGAUCCGGACCCCCAGGAAAUCCUCCUGGAUCCGCUACUGAUUGCAGAACUAGAGUCAUGGUUUCAUUAGACGAAUUAUUCCUGUUGGGGUUAAAACCAACAAACACUAGAAGCAUCUCGAUCUUGGCGAGAGAGCUGUUUAAAUUGGCGAAUAUAAGAUGGAGGCCUUUAGAGCCAAAUUCGCAUAAGGCCAAUUCGCGGUCCUGAUCCACCAAAAUAAGUAUCGGCAUCGCAUUUGCUCCUUGUCAUGUUGACGGCGAGAUGAACCGAUGACCGAAGUGCGAGUGACUGUGGGUGCUUGCCGAUUAUAGAUGUGGUGAGUGUCGUAGAGCGAACAGUGGCUUAUAAUGUUUAUUUACCGAAAACUUUUGCGAUUAUUAGCACAAAUUAUGAUGCGUAUUCUAGAAGACAAUAGUGUAGAGUAGAUAUGUAACAAUCGUUCACUAAAACAAUACCAACUAAUGAACAGACGGCAGUAUUUCGCUGGCACUUGACAAAAGUUUGAAGCGCGGAAAAACUUUUUGUGAUACCUGGCUAUACACUGAAUCAAAAAAUAAUAUAGACGCGUGCAGUCGACCGACCUUAUUUCUGUCUGCGAAGGAAAAAAAUUAUAGCAUUGUACUACGUUGACACUCAUUUUUCAACUAAUGCUCACUUUUCUUCUACAUCCUCAACAUUGGCAUCCUCAUUUGCUCCAUGCAAAUCGGAAUGGUCCUCCAAGCAUUGGUCAAUGAUAUCAAGUCGCGCCUGAACAAGAUUCUGUAUCAGUGCUAAUAUCGCAGUAUCGCUCGUGGUUGGACCACAACAUCUGCCUAACUAACGAAUUUAAUUAAUUUGUUAGAACAACCAAUAGGCGUCGAAAAUUUACAAAAAGGCAUAUUUGUAGAGUUCACAUCUCUUACUAUUGUCAGUUCAACUGUCAAAAUAAAUUUGACAUGAUAUUUUGACAUUCAGAUAGUAUUUAGUUGGACAACUCGGAACAACGGUCCCACUAGCGAAAGUCCAACCUAAAAGCAGUUCAGUCGGAGUUUGGGAAUAUUGUAUCGACGGUGAUUAUUAUUUAUCUUGGCAAAAGUGUCCAACAUUCUGGUACAUGAAAAUUACAUACAAAUCAUAUUCGACUAGAUACUAGAAUCAUAGCAUAGCGUUGCAAAAGACCACCCCGGAGCAAAACACAGUUUGGUCAUCAAUUUCAAACAAUCAGCUUUCUCGAAAAUAGAGCCUGACCUAUCUCAAAAGAUUUGCAUCUUGACGGAAAGGGAGAAUCAACCAAAGAAACGGAAACAUAUCACUAGAACGUAAGGCUGUAUUUAGACUAAAAAUAAUCGAAACCAUAUGUAGAUGUAAAGAAACUGUUAGAAAUUUCACUAUGUAAUAUUACUUGUUGAAGAUGUUAUAAACCAUCGCUUUUAUCGUUCAAUUACCUAGUCUAACAUAUGCUAUUGUUUUCGAGUUACGAGUUGAGUUAAUAUAUUAGACUGCGUGUAGUAGCAAUAUUGAAGUUAUUAAUCUGAACUGCGUUACAUUACCAAGUAUUACGUAACAAUAUCUAGUCAAUGUGUUCUUAAUGCAAAGCUAAGCUUUAAAAGGCAACGUCUCAUAAUCAGUGAUAAUUAAUCCAUGAAGUUGAGUUUAUAUAUUGCAUUUUAUCAAAUCGGCAAUUGAAAGAGAAGAAUUAUGUGUGCAAUAUUAUUUUAGAUCGUAUUAUAGGUUCAUUUGAAAUGCUCACAAUCUGAGCCAGUUCGGUGGACAAAUAAGUCAGAAGUAAACUACUGCAUACUGACACGAAAAAAAACCGCUGGUAGAUUCGAGCGCCCGCACAGUAAUUCUUGUCCAUUAAACGAAGCAAAAUCGUAGACAUUAAUCAAAACUAACAUUUUGGUAUCAUCAAGUUAGUAGAGAAACGAUAAUUUUGUGUGUAUGUCCUUAGAUGCAAGCUGUGCUCGAUGUAUGCAAUGCAUGCAAUCGAGUUAGCAAGCUUGCGAGAAACAUUGCACGCAACUUGCAUGAAACUAAUUAUCAGAAAAGCUUUAAAGCGUACGAAAACAUAGACUAUUAAACCUACCGAAAGGCAAAAUUUGUAAAACAGGACAAACGUGUGAAAAUAACAAUAUUUAGAGGUGAGUUCAAAAUAGUAAACAAGUAAAAAACAAUGUAACAUAGCAUUUAGUCUGGACCUGAAACUGGAUACAUAUCAUUGACAUAUCUGAAAUGUACGAAUAUAUACAUUAUCGGAAUAAAAUCUCUACAUAAGUCAUAUCUAGAAAGUAAGGCUGGAAGUUGUAGCCAAAGACAACAGUUCACUGGUAGUUCGUAGUGGUAUGCUUAAUUAUUGUACAAUAAGCAUCUAUAGCUGAUAUAAUAUAAAAUGAAACUAUUCAAUGGUUUCAAAUAAGUAGGAACAUGUUAUGGUGUAUAAUAAUUAGGUUUGUAACAGACAUAACAGAAAAGAGCUCGAGUAGAAUGCAUCUUCUAUAGAGUAGCAUUGAGACUCGGUUUAAAAAGUCAAAAAAGAAUGUUUAUAGUUCUGAACGAUGGCGAUACAAUACAGUUUGUCUGAUUAUUUGCUCCGGUACAACAUAAUUCUGCGGAAUCUGUUGAAAACAAAAAUCAAGUUUUAGCUUUGACACUUAUGAUCGUUUCUGCACGGGACGCGAUUGGAAAUUUUGACCGGUCAAUACCUGCACAUGAUCAGCAUAUUUCGGUACUAAUUUGUUUCUACUAAUUAACUGCGUCUUGUUUUCUCUAUACUGCGGUGAAAAUAACAUGACAGAUGUUUUUUCUGUCGUGUAUCAAUAUUAAAUGAUGUUGGUAUAAUUCUAUUAAGUACUAAUAUUAUACCUACCUUACCUUAUUGGCUACAGCGUCAUCUCGCCAAUGCCGGACGUAUCGUAGAGCUCCAUCUUUAUCGGUCUUAGGUCGGUCGGAUCUCAGGUCCUCUUCCACUGCGCAUAGCCAACGCGUUCGUGGCCUCGCACGAAGUCGGCGUCCUCUUCAUGGCUCUCAGCUGAAUAUUGUUUUCGUAAUUCUUUCUUCCGACAUUCGUACCACAUAACCAGCCCAUUGCAGUCUACCUUAUUUUAUCUGUUUAACAAUAUCCGCAAUUUUGUAUACUUGUUACAACUUAUGAUUCAUGCGUCUGCGCCACACUUCAUUUUCGCAAAUCCCGCAGAGUAUUGUCCACAGCUCUUCACGCUCAAUGAUUUCGAAUGCUCUCCUAUCUGCCGCCCUCAAUGUCCACGCUUCGUAGCCAUAAAGAGUGACUAGGAGAAUCAAUGUCUUGUAUAAGGCGAAUUUUGUUGACAUUUGUAGGUUGCAGGACCUAAGCUGGCUAAGCAGACCGUAAAAGGCCCUGUUGGCAGCAGCAAUACGGCUUUUACCUCAUAAGAGACAUCAUUGUCGCAAGUCACAAGUGUACCAAGAUACAUGAAUUCUUCAACCACUUAAAACACGUCACCAUCAAGCGCUAUCUCGGAACCAACACUAGUAGACAUGCUUUUCUUUUUACCUGCGAUCAUGUACUUUUUCUUGGCUGAGUUGAUAACUAAGCCUAUCCUCGCUGUCUCCUUCUUAAAAAGCAGGCCUUCUUCCACUGCUCUACGAUCGAUUCCAAUUACACCAACAGCCGUCCCCGAAACCAAGGAGCAUAUGCGACCUUGUGAUGAUAGUUUCAUUCAUUUGGACGCCUGAUAGCUCCUGUAAGAGUAAUAUUGAACAGCAAAUUUGAAAGUGCAUCGCCUUGCUUCGGUCCAUCUAAGGUCAUGAGGUUGAGAUUUCAUUUGCAAUCCGAAGACUUGGUUUGAAACCAUCCAACGUCGCACGUAUCAGUCUAAGCAGUUUCGCCGGUAAACUAUGUCAUGACAGAAUCUGCCACAGCUCACUUUUUUCACUGAGUCGUACACCGCCUUUAAAUCAUUGAACAGAUGGUGGAUCUGCAAGUUGUACUUCCGGAAUUUGCCUGGGAUCAUCCACAGGCGGAACAUUUGAUCCGUCGUUGAUCGGCCCUCACGAAAACCAGCGUGAUAUUCGCCGACGAUGGACACCUCAAGCGGUCUCAGUCUGGUAAACAGGAUACGCGAUAGUAUUUUGUACGCCGAGUUCAGGUGAGAUAUCACCCUGUAAUUAGGGAUCAUCCACAAAUGACGUAGCCUUAUAUGGGGGAGGGGGGAGUUUGGAAUUUUGUGAUGAUGUGUGACGACGGGGGGUAGGGGGUCAUGACAAGCUACGUAGCUUUUUAAAGUGGAAUAACUAACAUCGAUUUUCAUCUUUUUAAAAAAAAUUGGCGGGACAGGGGGGGGGGGAGAGUUACCGUCAAGCUACGUAAUUACCCGGGGGUAUUUGGUAGUUUGUGACGAAAUGCUACGAUGGGGGAGGGGGUGUUAAAAAUUACUCAAAAAUGCUACGUCAUUUAUGGAUGGUCCCUUAGCGCACCCCAGUCUGUGCCCAGCCAACUAGCAGGGAUUUUUUCGUCCACCCAUAUUCUUAGAAUAAUGCGGUGGAUUAUUUGGUGCAGCUGCUCACUAUCGCGCUUGAGAAGUUCAACCGGGAUCUCGUCCUUCCCAGCAGCUUUACUGCUUUUCGGCUCACGUAUAGCGUUCUGAACCUCAUCUAGUGUUGGUGGAUCCACAGCUUGUCCUUCAUUUCAUGCUUAUCCUGUUCCUACAUACACUUUCAAUUCCGCCAUUCAACAAAACCUCGAAAUGCUCCUUCCACCUGGCAGUCACCAUGGUUUUGUCUGUCAACAAAUUUCCCUCUAGGUCAUUGCACAUAACGGGCACUGGCGCUGAUUUAUGUCGUGCACCUUUGGCAAUUUCAUUAAAUCUCCGCCUAUCAUUCCGGUCCAUGCUUUCUUGCGCUUCAACAAUCACACUUUCUUCGUGCUGCCUUUUCUUUUCGCGGUAGAUUCGUUUCUCGGCACUUCUCGCUUCCCCGUACCGCUCUCUGUUGAGGCGUGUACUAGCCACUAGCAUCCGACGUCUGGCCGCAUUCUUCUCGUUCGUCGCUCUCUGGCACUCUUCAUCUAUCCAAUUGCUUCGUUGGCGCCGCGGAGCUGUACCUAUCUUUUCUCACGCCGUUAUAAUCACAGCUUCGUGGACAGCCUUCCACAUGCUGUUGACAUUGCCAGCUACGUUGGUCUCAUCUAUCCGCUCAUCCAGCUUCUGGCGAUACUCAGUUGCUACAUCUUCAGCCGUAAGAAGUUGGAAAUUUAUUGCAUCGUCCUGUUGCUUCUUGCACUCGUGACGCUCGAUAAUCGUGCACGAAUCUUUGCUACUACGAGAUAAUGAUUCGAGUCGAUGUUUGGGCCUCUGAGGAUCCUCACCUCAAUGACUUCGGAGAAAUACCGUCCAUCUAACAGUACAAGGUCUAUUUGGGAAAAGGUACUGCCACUUGGGUGUCUCCAGGUGGACUUUCGGAUAUGCUUACGUGCAAAAUAGGUACUACUGAUUGCCAUCCCCCUAGCAGUAGCGAAAAUUCCAAGCCGCAGGCCAUUAUCAUUGUUAGCAGAAUGAAGGUUCUGCGUACCAAUAAUUGGGUGAAGGAACUACUCCCUCCCAACCUGUGCGUUAGCGUCACCGAUGACUAUUUUAACAUCUUACCUUGGGCAAUCUCUGUAGGCUUUAUAUAAGCUCUCAUAGAACCAGUCCUUCACAUAAUCGGGUUUGUCGUUAAUUGGCGCAUAAAUACUGAUCAGACUGUAAUUGAAGAACUUGCCCUUAAUUCUUAACGCAUAGAUUCAGUCGUUUAUCAGUUCCCACCGAAUAACUAGCUUCAUCUGCUUCCCGAUCACGAUGAAACCAACACCAUGGUCUGCUCUUUCACCACCGCUGUAGUAGAUGUGGUACCUGAAUUAAGUGUUCGCAAUGGGGUCCACUGCUCAGAAUUCGCGUUCUCCGGUUUUCGGCCAUCGUACUUCCUGUAUUGCUGUCACGUGCACACCAACAUUACGCAGUUCACGAGCCAAGAGCCCUGAGCGUGUGGAUUCAGAUCUUACGUUCCGAGAUUCCAAUCGUUAUCCUUUAUUCGUUGCUGGUUCGUUUGCCGUAAAUCUAGUUCGUUUUUCGCUCUACUCUUGCCUUUCUUGAUGUUUUAGGUAUUUCGGUAGACUACCACACCGGGGUCACGCUACCUACAUCGCGUUGGUGGGGAUGCCACCAUAGGUGUAACUGAUGCGAUGCAGAGUUUCUUAUUCAGCCGCUGAAUGUCAGUCAGACGCUGUUUGGGCCGCACCUCCUGGUGAACAGAUGCUCGGAUACGCGCCCCCUCACCUCCCUGAUGUCAGAAGGACAAAAGUGCAGAGGUUGCGCUACCUGCUAGGCACGCAACUUUCGACUCGUAGACGCGUGAGGUAGGAACUUGUGAGGAGUUGAGGACCAGAGCUAUAUUGGACGCUCCUUUUGUUGUCAACUCACCAUUUGCACUCCAGAUACUAAUAAUAGAUUCGCGUAAUUGGAAUGAUUUGAGUUAAACAGUUAAAUGCCCUUAUUAUUAGAAAAAUUCCAUCUACUUAGAUGUUUAAUAAGAAAUUGUUUUGCAAAUUGACAGCGAAUAUAAUUCUAUUUUUGUUUAUUAAUUUCCUAUUGUUAACAUUUAAAACUCCAACACCUCGAAAAUACGAUAUAUUGGACAAAAUCCACUUUUACGAUAAAUUGCACGUAUUUAUUGAUUCAUCAAAUUUCAGUGUGCCUCAAGUUUAUGAGCGAAUAAACUUAUACUGAUUCCAUUUCUUUAACUCUGGUCAACUCGCUCCAAUGACUACAAAAUCUGGAGAUCUGGUCUGGUGUCAAUUUAGUUCUGGCUUUUAAUUUUAACAUUGCAUUAGCUCUGUGUUGUCCAGAUCAAGAUCUGAAACGCAAUGCUCUACCAACGUUUUUAUUUGCUUGACGAUUUAGGUAAGUUCUGCAACAUAAUAAAUAAGUACUAGAUCAAUAGCCAUCCAAGCAGAAUGUCACUCAAUUCAACAUAACAUGUCGACAUCAACGCUUGUAAAGUGGUUGUUAUUGUAGCUAAAUAAAACAAUAUCUAUCACUAAUCAGUAUUGUUAAAGUUCGUUAAGUUUGCAUGUGACGUGUAUCAAAAAAAGUUUAUCAAAUAUAAUAGCUUUAUGUUAAAAUAGACAACUUAUAAGUGAUACUCAGUACUAUUCAGUAAAUGUUUGUCAAAUGAUAGGUACAUCUACAACAGUUGCCGUUCGUUCGAUGCUUACUGAUUUGAAAAACCACUUAUUCUAAUUAGCUUCUAAAUAUAAGAAACCCGCAAUUCUAUAUAUCCACUACCUAUAAUGCCAACCAAAAAUGAGGGAUAAAGUAUUGUCGCGCUUAUAAUAAAAUCUCACAUUGCGGGCGCAUCAAAUAUAGCCGCAGUUGCUCCGCAAGCAGAUUUCAGUGGAGCUUUAUUUUUCUGCCAGCUGUGUGCUUUUCGAAAACUUCAAGGAAAAAGCUGCCUAUAAAUUUAUAUAGGCGGCUGUCACGCGCCUAUCUCAAUUGAGCUUUCAUAUAAUCGCAUAUCGAGCGAUUAUCCUGCAAGGCACAAUAUUUUCGCAUUUGAAAACUAGAAAACCCACAGAUGUAAUGUGCAUUAGUUUAUUAUUAGUGCAUUUGCCCUAAAUUCGACCUUUCCCGAUCGAAAGGAACGGCCGCGCUUCAAGAAGUACCACGCUUAACCAAUCUGUCAUAACAUCGCAAAUUUGCACAACGGCGGGCUGAAUUAGAACACAAGUUGUUUAGAAAAUCAGGGCUGGUUUAUGCAAUGUUUUGUGCAGUUUGAGUAUACCAGAUGCAAGUGGUGCCAAAUUCACCACGUUCAGUAAAAUUUAAAAAUUAUUUUUUAAGAUUACAGAAUUGAUAAAAUUGGCUUAGUCCUACCGCAAAUAGUAAAUACAGUCGUGAUUCACUGGUGACACUUUUUAACUGGACCGCUUUUUAGUUGGACCUCCGCUAGUUGGACCAUUAUCCAACUAAAAAGCAUCUGAAUGUCAAAAUCUUAUGUCUUAUGUGACAAUCAAUCUGACAAUUAUUAGAGAUGUGAAUAGAUGAAAUUACGUCUCCUUUGGAGAGUUUUUGACAUCUGUCAGUCGGUCCAACUAACGAAUCAAAUUAAUUAGUUGGAUAGAGGUGUGGCCCAACCAGCGAAUCGCGACUGUACAAGUACUAGUUAGACAAAAAACUUGCUGCCAACCCUAGAGCGGCCUAUUAGGUUCUUUACAGACACAGUUAACCACACUUUUCCUGACAAUUCGCUUGUACUGUUUACAUGGACUUAGGAAAAUUUGUGAACGACUAGAUUCGCUCAAAGCAAAUCGUAAAGAAUUUUUCUAAGUCCAAGUAAACAGUACAAGCGAACUGUCAAAAAUGAACACUCAGUUCAUUUGUGUCGUCACCGUAAAGUAUUUAAUAGUAAGCAGUUGGUGCGGCGAGUACGUUCAGGUGAAUGUCUCAAUAUAAUCGAGUUUUCAUCGACGAGGAGAGGGGUUCCCUUACGACUGUCCUGGUUUUCACUCGUUAGAUAUGGUCACCCUAGAAUAAUGCACCCAAAACUAGGCCUUAUUUUCUUUGUGUCAACAAAGAAGAUCCACGUCACAGAAUUUUGGCCGGGAUUUUCUGCCGGUUUUCGAUCACAGAAAAUUUUCUACUUCUGAAAAACACCAGCUGUUUCAGAACAGCACAGAUUUUCAAACAUAUUAAUAAAAACAAUUUUUCCAUCGGAAACAAUUCAAGUUGAAUUGUUUCCGGCCGGAUUUUUCGUUUAUAGAUUUUUUAAAAUCCGUGACGUUUUCCACAGUUGAGUUUACACUUCGGAAAUCAUGAUUUGUUGCCUUUUUUCCGUCGCGGAAGCCGAAAAUUCUCCUCCCAUUUGAAAUGCAUGUUGCACGAGAAAUCACAUAAAUCCAUGUCAAAUGAUCUUUGUGAAUCAGUAAGCAAUUAAGUAAUUAGAACGGCAACUGUAUCAUCUCAACAUAUCGAAACGUGUUCAAACGCCAUAGGCAAUUGUAAGAAAACCUUUCUAAGGUUUUCAAAAGACCCCCAGUAAUAUAGUAUGUGAAAAUAAAUAAUGUUGAAAAACAAAAA
Messenger RNA from Topomyia yanbarensis, 14583 nucleotides. It is a transcript of the gene ChAT, whose product is annotated as choline O-acetyltransferase. Gene Ontology annotation, biological process: acetylcholine biosynthetic process; neuromuscular synaptic transmission. Lineage: Eukaryota; Metazoa; Arthropoda; Insecta; Diptera; Culicidae. Bases 172 to 2121 code for a protein of 649 amino acids. The record is from RefSeq and is a predicted model, not a curated record. Gene Ontology annotation, molecular function: choline O-acetyltransferase activity. Gene Ontology annotation, cellular component: neuron projection; cytoplasm. The transcript has 10 exons.